Sclerotinia borealis F-4128 is the source of this 315-nucleotide messenger RNA. The record is from the annotation of a GenBank genome assembly. NCBI's taxonomy places the organism in Eukaryota, Fungi, Ascomycota, Leotiomycetes, Helotiales, Sclerotiniaceae.
AUGGGAAUCGAAAUACCAGCAUAUAUUCUCGGCGCACUCACAGCGGGCGGUGGGACGAUGGGUUAUGUUAAAUCUGGAAGUAUCCCAUCUAUCGCCGCUGGUCUCACUGUUGGAAGCUUGUACCUCUUGGGUGGUUAUCGUAUUCAGAAUCGUCAGUCAUAUGGUAUUGAACUCGCUCUUCUCGCAUCCAUCGUUCUCGCAGGAUCUUCGAUUCCAAGAGCAAUUCGAACCCAAAAGCCAUUGCCAGCAGGUUUGAGUCUUCUCGCUUUGUACGGACUCUUCACCUUCGGAAAUGCGUUCAGAACACGAGAGUAA